GUCAACUCGACCGCGCGAUCCAAACAACACAGUGUUAUGGUUGUACUCUAUGGUUGAACCAAAUUGACUGACAAAAACCCCCAACAUUUUGCUCAUUUUUACGUCUUAGCUGUCAUUUGGUGGCAAUCAUGGCAGAAGAACGGAGAGAUUUUAAUUUCCGGGCAGAGUACGCCAAAAGCAACAGGGCCUCCUGCAGAGGGUGUAGAGGUUGUAUCCCAAAAGACGGCCUACGUCUGGCCAAAAUGGUGCAGUCGCCCUUUUUUGACGGGAAACAGCCAAACUGGUAUCACUACAGGUGUUUCUGGAUGUACGUCAAGAAAGUUGAAUCAACCAGUGAUAUCGGUCACUUUGAUGCGUUACGCUGGGAGGACCAAGAGAGGAUCAGAGAGCAAAUCAACGGAGGUAGAAGUGGAAGCAGCAAGGCAGCUGCAGCAUCCAAGAGUAGUACGAAAACAGAGACGUCGGAGGAUUAUGGAGUGGAGUAUGCAAAGUCCAGUAGAAGCUCCUGUAAGGCGUGUGGCGAUAAGAUUGACAAGGAUGAGCUGCGUAUUAAAUACCGAAGUGAAGAAGCAGCUGCUGUGAAGGGCAUCCCAGGUACCUUAGACACGUGGCAUCAUCUAGACUGCUUCGUCAAGCCAGACUGCUUAGCGGCCGUACAGUGGCCAGACACGUUCUCUGUUAAGCACCUGGAGGGGUUUAAGAAGCUGGACGCGGAUGAUCAAAAACUCCUGGAGAAGAAAUUCCCCUUGAAGCGGAAAUCUAAAGCCAGCAUUGAUGAGCCAGACUCUAAGAAGCCCAAAGGACAAGACGUUGAUAAAGAGAAGGAAAAAAUGAAGGCACAGAGUGAAAAAGUCUGGAAAAUCCGAGAUGCGUUGAGGACAAAUCUGACAACAACUGAGAUGAAGGAGCUCCUUGAGAUUAAUGACCAAGAGAUUCCCUCUGGGGAGAGCAAGCUGUUGGAUCGCCUGAGUGACAUCAUGACCUUUGGCCCCCUGGAGCCGUGCAGCGAAUGUGACCAGGGCCAACUGGUCUUGACAACUGGUGGCUACCGUUGCCAAGGCAACAUAUCAUCAUGGACGAAGUGCACCGUAUUCACCCAAGAUGUAAAGAGGAGGAAGAAAGUCAUCAUACCUGACGACUACGAAGUCGGCACCUACCUCGAGUCCUUCAAGUUUAAAGCCUACAAUGGUGGCAAGCGGUUGUUCCCAAAAGAGGAGGCUGGACCAUCAAAAAGUACAGCACCGGUACGAGGAUCCACAAACCCAUUGCUUAAUGUUGCGGUAACAUCAGCUGGGAAGCUGAGUCUGUCCAUCAGUGUGAUCAAGGAGAUCGUAGCUCAGCUUGGGGGGAAAUACUCUACGUCUGUCACCUCAUCAACUGCGUGUGUUGUCAGCUCUGAAGGUGAAGUGAAUAAAAGGUCACCAAAGAUCACCAAGUCUGAAGCCCUCAAUGUUCAUGUAGUUUCUGUUGAGUUCCUGAAUGAGGUUGAAAAAGGCGGCGAUAUACUCAAGCUUAUCCCACAACACAGCAUAGCUCCCUGGGGCUCAGAUGUUGCAGACAGGAUUAGUAAAGAUGAAACAGACAGUAGAGGGUCAUUUCCAUCUACCAGCUACAGAGGCCAAGAUUAUGCAAUAGGUUAUGGGCGUUUCAACAACAAGAGUGUGUCGAGUGGAGUGAAGAAAGUUCAGCUCAAGGGUGGGGCAGCAGUGGACGAAGAAUCAGGUCAGUCACUUUAG
This is a messenger RNA of Asterias rubens (European starfish), 1736 nucleotides long. RefSeq names its product poly [ADP-ribose] polymerase 1-like. The record is from RefSeq and is a predicted model, not a curated record. Lineage: Eukaryota; Metazoa; Echinodermata; Asteroidea; Forcipulatida; Asteriidae. The transcript has 12 exons. Gene Ontology annotation, molecular function: DNA binding; zinc ion binding. Bases 129 to 1736 code for a protein of 535 amino acids.